CUUAGCCUACUGAUCCUGGCUCCUAAUACAGCACAGUCCAAAAAUGGUUUCCAGGAGUGAUGAGACUGAGACAAGAGCCAGGCUGUCAUAAACCUAAAGUAAUCACAGACUAAUAGAUCUGACGUUGCAGUGGUAACUAGAACCGAAACUUGAUUUUUUGGCAUAUUGUUAGAGCAGAGAAAACCGGACGAUAUCCUAUUGAAGACAAGUGACGGAGACAACUGAACCGGCUCUACAGGCAACCCGCUUCCAGAGGUCCACUGAUAUUGGUAACAAGGUUUGCACGCGCAAGGGACUGCGAGUUAUGGAUUUCCCGGGAACUGUUCUACUGCUACUGUUGUGAGGUUUUCUUCUGCAUUACCUGUUUUAUAACUGUGUUAUUGAAUAUAUUAUUACAAAUAUAUCAACUACAACCUAUUUGAUCAUGUACCAACAUAGUAAGAAAUGUUUCACCAUCGAAUCCCUGGUUGGGAAAGACGUGAACUCUUCGACUAACGGGGACGAACCGAUCAGACCCACAGCGCUGAGGUUCACGGAAUCAAUUCACCCGGCGCCCUUUGGGAGUUGUUUCCAGAACUCCGGCAGGACUUUAUACAGCAGUCCAGACAUGAUGUUCCCUGACCCGGGCACACACACAGGGAACUCCGGUCUGCCCCUGCAUCCCCUCCAGCUUCCAUCUCAGCCUUUCUUCAACCCGCAUCAGAGAGACACGUUGAAUUUCUACCCGUGGGUUCUUCGAAACAGAUAUCUCGGACACAGGUUCCAAGAUGAGGACAGCAGCCCAGAGAACAUGCUCCUUCAUGGGCCUUUUUCCCGUAAGCCGAAGCGCAUCCGGACAGCCUUCUCCCCCUCACAGCUCCUCAGGCUGGAGAGGGCCUUUGAGAAGAACCACUAUGUGGUGGGAGCAGAGCGGAAGCAGCUCGCCAGCGGCCUCUGCCUCACCGAGACACAGGUAAAGGUUUGGUUCCAGAACAGGAGGACGAAGCACAAGAGACAGAAGCUGGAGGAAGAGUCACCUGAGUCGCAGCAGAAGAGGAAAGGAAGCCAGCACGUCAGCCGCUGGAGGGUGGCUACGCACCAGGGCAGUAGCCCCGAGGACAUCGAUGUCAUCUCAGAGGACUGACGUACGUCGUCGGUGUCACCUUGAUUAAACCAUCAUAAAUCAUUUGUCAUGAAUGCAGACUGACUGACUGCUGACUGACUUGUGUCUGAAUGUCGGCAGUCUGUGUGCUCCUCUGAACACCUGGUUUGACCUUUCAAUGAAAACGAUCACUGCUUUAAGUUGGACAGAAGAAGGCCAAGUUUAUCAUUUUAUUACACAGCUCUGACUGCUUUAAACGUGGUGGACAUCUGCAUUUGGUCUAUGUUGCUUGCCAUAGCAGCACAAAUUACUGAAGAGAGACUGUUUGACUGGGAGGAAUCCGUUCAAUACAGUUUGUUACUCUAUUGUCUACCUGAACCUGAGAUUGUUCUUCCUCACACUCACAUUUAACAAAACAUUGUCAUUGUUUUAGCGUUUUCAGUUUGUUGUGUAAUUGUACAAUGCUAAAUAUGCACAAUAUGUUUGUGGUCAAAAAUAAGCCAUUGGUAUGAUAGCUAUAGAGGAACCACCUAGAACAUACUGAUUCAGUUUAGGAUUUUGUUUGUCUUAAUUAUAGUCUUUAGACCAGUCCCACUGAAAGGUAGGCAAUUGCCAAUACAGACAAUACAUCGUAUAGAUGCCACGUUACCCUGAAAUAUGUUUUGGAGUCUCACAUAGGAAUAGUUUGGACAAUUUAAAUUGUAAGUAUUUAUGUACAUCUAAAAAUGGUAUUCUAUGCAUAUUUUGUCCUUGUUUUGAUUCCUCUGGAUUUUUAAAAAGGCCGUUUUUUUUGCCUAGUUUGUUACUCUUUAAAUUCAUUGCAAGUUUGUUUUUGCCUUUUGACAAAUAUUUGAUUAAUUCUACUUAGACCAUGUAGAAUGUACAGUGCAGGCACAUUCAAAGUUCUCCACAAGAAUGACAUGGAAAAACAAAUGUACCUCAAUACUACAUUUAUUUCAGCAACCAUUACCAUUCCUGUGAUAUCAUGUUACGUAGCACUUCGUAGUGGAAUAUAUAUAUAUAUAUAUUUUUUUUUUGUUUUAAAUAGAUGUUAGAAAUAACGCACUAUAAGUAGGCCUACCCUUUCAUUUUCUUUGAACCUAUGCCCCGAGAGUGAACGUUUUUUGUACUUUCUGUGUGUGGUCAGAUGACUUUGGAAAAUAAAAACCAUCAAAAUAACAUUAUUUGUACAAUACUACUGAUAUAUAUUAUGUGCGAGUAUGUCUAAGCGUUAAUUUUAUAACCUAUUUUCAACAUCUAUAAAUUGUCGACACGUCAAACUACAAACACAUAUCGGUUAAAUGACAACGACACAGAACUUGAAAAAGUAAAUUGAUUCACGACGAUUUGGUAUUUGUUAUUUGGUCUACACCUUUGUAGGACACCUGUUAAUAUUUUUGUGAACUGCGGUUGAAUAGUCGA
Messenger RNA from Salvelinus fontinalis (brook trout), 2503 nucleotides. Its product is annotated as homeobox protein EMX1-like. The record is from RefSeq and is a predicted model, not a curated record. The transcript is spliced from 3 exons. The coding region runs from base 425 to 1123 and encodes 232 amino acids. Gene Ontology annotation, molecular function: DNA binding; DNA-binding transcription factor activity, RNA polymerase II-specific. Gene Ontology annotation, biological process: neuron differentiation; central nervous system development; brain development. NCBI's taxonomy places the organism in Eukaryota, Metazoa, Chordata, Actinopteri, Salmoniformes, Salmonidae.